Molecule: messenger RNA, 1496 nt
Organism: Phaedon cochleariae (mustard beetle)
Lineage: Eukaryota; Metazoa; Arthropoda; Insecta; Coleoptera; Chrysomelidae
Source: the annotation of a GenBank genome assembly
AAUGUGACGACUGAAAGAAAACUUGGUGAUUGAAAGCCUGUGGCGAAAAAAACCUUCUUUUCUCGUCCACUGUGCAAGAACAUCUGAAUAUGGCAAUUUCUGGAACUAAGAAGAAAAAAGUUUCCAAGAAACUCAAGAGUUCCUGGAGAAAACAUGUGAACAUUAAAGAUGUUGAAGAAUUUUUAGAAGACCAACGACUAGACGAACGUCUAGGACCACCACUGGCAACUAUUUCCAAUGAUGAAUUGUUCAAAGUGGAUGUAAAACCUGAUGAACAACUGUUGUCAUCUAAAGAAAGGCGUAAAUUGAAAGCUCUUAAACCCUUGAAAUGCCUCUCUUCUUUGGAGUCAUAUACAAAAGUUCCAGAUCCCAUUGCAAAAAGAAAUCAUGUUAGAACAAAGGAAGAAAGAAUGAAUCGUUUAGUAAUGCUGAAAAAAGAAGCAAACCAGAAAAAAGGAAUAUUUACAGCAAAAGAAAUUCAAGCAAAAGCAAAUCGUGAAUUAGCUGAAGUCAGAAGACAAAAUAAACCAAAAAGAGGAGAAUUUUCAGAGGAUCUAUGGGCAGGAGUGAAAAAAUUCCCAAUUGAAUCUGAUGAAUGGGCCACAACAAAUACAAAGAAACACAAUUUGCGUGGAGUAGGUGUCCCCAUAAAAAAUGUCAGGCCAUCCUUGAAAGAGAAGAAGAGUGGUGUCCCUGCAAUAGAAGCUCCUCACCCUGGCAUGUCCUACAAUCCCAGUUACAAGGACCAUCAAGAUUUAUUGAGAGCUGUUGCUGAGAAAGAAUCUAAACUCAUCAAGGAAGAGGCACAUUUGCAGAGAUGCACCAGGGGGAUGUUCUCAAAGGUCACUGAAGAAACAAGAGAUCAUGCCUGGUUGGUGGAAAUGUCGGAAGGUUUGCCAAGCAAGGAAGGCACCAACGUAGAAGAAAACGAAGCCAGCGGCGACGAAUACAAAUCAGUGAACCCACCCACCAAAAACCAAAAGAAAACCUUGAAGCAGAGGAGGAAGCAAAAAGAGCAACUCGACCUAGCAAAAGCCAGGAGGACCUUGAAGGUGGAAAAAAAGAAAAUCACAGACAUCCACCAAUUGAAAGUCCUGGCGAGGCAAGUCUCGAAGAUCGAGCGGCAACAAGCCAUCAUCAGGGGCAUGCGCGCCAAGGUCAAGGAAUUGAAGAAAAACGAGCCGAAAGUCUUGGGCUCCAUGAAGUACGAGGAGCCCGACUUGGAGUUCAACAUGAUGCAAGACAUCGCCGGUAAUCUGAAGGACCUGAAGACGGAGGGCAGUUUGCUGGCUGACAGGUUCAAGAGCAUGCAGAAGCGCAACAUUUUGGCGCCCACCAAGAGGCAUGCGCGCAAGAAGGCCAAGGUGAAGAAGUACACGAAGCCGGGGCAUAAGGAUGAAGAUUGGAAAAAAACGGUAGCACGGUGAGAAUCUUGUGUGUUGAAGAUGCCUUGAGUUGUUGAAAUCCUUGGAUAAAUUAAAUGAAUAUUCAAAGUU